Molecule: messenger RNA, 1411 nt
Organism: Fopius arisanus
Lineage: Eukaryota; Metazoa; Arthropoda; Insecta; Hymenoptera; Braconidae
Gene: Surf4
Product: Surfeit locus protein 4
Exons: 3
Coding region: 217-1029 (270 amino acids)
Biological process (GO): Golgi organization
Cellular component (GO): endoplasmic reticulum; endoplasmic reticulum-Golgi intermediate compartment; membrane
Source: RefSeq, a predicted model, not a curated record
AUAUUCACGCGUGUAGUACCACCACAGUCACAGGUAAAUCUUGAAUAUCAAGUGGGGCGUAUGUCCGUAUGUACGUGUGCCCAAGGAAUUGGAAAUAUAUGUCACACACCGAAAAGUAACGACGGCGUGUGCAAGGGUGAACGGGAUAGAAUACGUGUGGCGUGUGGAUGGAUCUAUUAUUAUUUUUUUUAUUCUGAGUUAUUUGAGUAAAUCAUUAUGGUGAUCCAGCAGGAGGUUGUGUCCAAGGCCGAAGAAGUUGCUGAUCAGGUGAUUCGUAACGGGAAACAUGUCCUGCCAACUCUCGCCCGUCUUUGCCUCAUUGCCACGUUCCUGGAGGAUGGUCUACGCAUGUGGUUCCAGUGGAACGAGCAACGAGAGUACAUGGACAUGUCCUGGGGCUGUGGAAUGUUCCUCGCGACACUAUUCGUCCUGAUAAAUUUAUUUGGACAAUUGGGUGGUUGUGUAAUGGUCAUUGGUAGAUUUAAGGUGCCAAUAGCCUGUGGUGUCCUCUUCUUCAUCGUUGUACUCCAGACAUUUGCCUACAGCAUCCUCUGGGAUCUGCAAUUCCUCUUUAGGAAUUUAGCGCUGAUCGGGGCUCUUCUGCUGGUCCUCGCUGAGUCCAGGGUAGAGGGUAGAUCUCUUUUCGCUGGGGUUCCAACACUUGGGGAUAACAAACCCAAGAAUUAUCUCCAAUUGGCUGGACGUGUCCUUCUGGCAUUCAUGUUUAUCACACUUAUUCGAUUUGAAGUCUCGUUCCUGCAGAUUAUUCAGGAUAUCCUGGGGAGCAUCCUCAUGGUCCUCGUUACCAUUGGGUACAAGACCAAACUCAGUGCUCUUUUACUUGUUCUCCUACUAUCGGCACUCAAUUUUUAUCAUAAUGCCUGGUGGACCAUUCCAGAUCACAAGCCUCUCAGAGAUUUCCUCAAAUACGAUUUCUUCCAGACACUCUCAGUGAUCGGAGGACUCUUGAUGAUCGUUUCUCUGGGUCCAGGUGGUGUCUCCAUGGACGAGCACAAAAAAAAAUGGUAGAGUGAUAAUGAAAGAACACUCACCUCGACUCUCCGUUCCUGCUCUUCCGGGUGUUGAUGCAUCGGGAAAAGCCUCUCACUUUCCCCCAAUUUUCCAUUAAAAUAAAAGUUCAAACUGCUUUGAAUUGAGCGCAGAGGAUCAAAGAUCCCCAGGGUCGCAAAGACGAUGUGGCAAUUAUUUUUUUCUUCACUGGAAUUAUUUUUAUCGGAUGCUCCAGCGAAUCGAUAAAUCCACGUCGACGGAAUACGAUAACUGAAAAUCAUACAGACAAGACUAAUUUAUACUAUCAUAAUAAUAGUUGUAAUGAUUGUAAUGGCAUUGUACAUAUUACAGCGGUGGAACAUGAUUAUUUGAUUACAAAAAUUUGAAAUCUUUCUUUCUA